Messenger RNA from Saprolegnia parasitica CBS 223.65, 5513 nucleotides. RefSeq lists its product as hypothetical. The transcript has 17 exons. NCBI's taxonomy places the organism in Eukaryota, Oomycota, Saprolegniomycetes, Saprolegniales, Saprolegniaceae. Gene Ontology annotation, biological process: regulation of ARF protein signal transduction. The record is from RefSeq and is a predicted model, not a curated record. Gene Ontology annotation, molecular function: guanyl-nucleotide exchange factor activity. Bases 39 to 5513 code for a protein of 1824 amino acids.
GUCUAGCCCUACUCGACGUCGCGUGACAGCCGACGACGAUGGACACGCUUGUGGAGCGCUCGUUGACCAAGAUCCGCAAGCUCACGGGCCGCAGCCAGCGCGACCUGCGCGAGGCCUGCGACGCGAUCCUGACCAAGAUCGCGUCGGCCAAGAGCGCGGGCCCGAGCCACCUCGAGGAGGCCGAGGUCUUCUGGCCGCUCCUCCUUGCGAUCCUGGGGCGCCAGCCCAAGCAGGCGUCGCAGGCGCUCGACUGCAUCGAGAAGCUCAUCUCGUACGGGUACCUCCGCGGCAGCGGGAACGUGACGCCGUCGAUUGCCGAGAAGCUGCCCAUGGGCGCCGCCAAAGACAAGGAGACUGACGACGCGAACGCCAAGGUCACGCUCAUGGACGCGGUCGUGACUGCGAUUUGCAGCUGCAACGACCACCACGACGAAGAGGUCCAGCUCCAAGUGCUCAAGGCCGUGCUGCAAGCCGUCACGAGCCAGAAGUGCGAGGUCCACGAGCACUCGCUCCUCAAGUCGGUUCGCGCGUGCUACCACAUCCACCUCGUGAGCAAAAACACGAUGAACCAGACAGUUGCCAAGGCCACGCUGCAGCAAAUGGUCAGCGUUGUCUUCCAGCGUAUGGAGUUGGCCGAAGAGGAAGCCGCGCGGGCGGCCAAGCCGUGCGAGACCAAGCCGCGUGAGACCAACGAUGCUGGCAUUGCGACGCAGCGCAGCGAGUCGUCGUCUAGCAUGGACAAGCUCUUUGUCGCGUCGGCCAGCCAGCCCAUGUACCCCGAUGUCAUGCGCUGCCUGCAGAUCGAGUACCACGAAACGCCAAUGAAGGCGCCUCCGCUCGGCCUCGAAGCACUGGUGAUCGACGACGACGACGCUGCUGCGUCCAAGACACCGGCGAUGCCCGCCUCGAACGCCUUUACCUCUUCGUUCCAGAAGGAUGCGUUCUUGCUUUUCCGGUCGCUCUGCCGCAUCUCGAUGCGGUCGCUGGCCGAAGACGCCGCAUCAGGGGCGUCGACGAGCAUGACAAGCGCGGGCCCGAACCAAGGUGCGGACGACCCGUUUGCGUUCCAGAGCAAGCUCGUGUCCCUCGACCUGCUCCUCUCAAUCCUCAACCACAGCGGCCCGGCGUUCCGGAGCAGCGACAAGUUUCUCCAGCUCGUGCGGCAGUACCUCUGCGUCUCGCUGUUGCAGAACUGCACGUCCAACUACACGCAGAUCGUCGAGCUGAGUCUCCGCGUCUUUGUCGAGCUCAUUGCGCAUUUCAAGGCGCACCUCAAGGCCGAGAUUGAGGUGUUCAUCACCAACAUCUUUCUUGGGAUUCUCGAAAGCGAGAAUUCGAGCUUGGACCACAAGCUGCUCGUGCUCGAAGUGCUCAAGCAAAUCUGCGCCGACGGCUCGAUUCUCGGCGAGAUCUUUCUCAACUACGACUGCGAUUGGAACUCGAUGGAUCUCUUUAAGCGCAUCGUGAAUGCGAUUUCAAAGAUCGCCAAGGGCAAGAAGGACGCACCGGGCGCGACGGCCAACGGCGCCAACCAAAAAGUCCGUGGCGCGAUCUUGCCCGAGACGAUGCUCGUCAUCAAGGGCCUCGACUGCUUGACCGCGACGGUCGCGUCGCUUAAAAAGUCGGCCAAUUUCACCGCCCUAGACAAGAAGGAGAAGGAAGCGCUCGAAGCACGCGAUGACUCGGACGACGACGAAGCCACUGGUGGCGAGAAACCGGCGCCGGUACACGCACCCAGCACGCCGCACCACUUGUCGCCUGUCGAAGCGUUUGACCGCAAGAAGAAGCUCCAGGAAGAGCUCGCCGAAGGCAUUCUCAAGUUCAAUCUGAAACCCACCGACGGCAUCAAGUUCCUCGUCGCGCGCGGUCACAUGGAAAACGCGCCAAAAGACGUGGCCCGGUUCAUCCACGAGCACAACGCGCGCUUGGACAAGACGAUGGUCGGCGACUACCUCGGGAAAGAAGUGCAGUACCAGAACGGGUUUUGUCUCAAAGUGCUCCACGAAUUCGUCGACGUGAUGGAUUUCGGGGGCAUGGAGAUUGACGUGGCGAUCCGUCAUUUUCUCGCCGGCUUUCGCCUUCCCGGCGAGUCGCAGAAGAUCGAUCGGAUGAUGGAAAAGUUUGCCGAGCGGUUUUGCUACCACAAUCCAGGUGUCUUUACGUCGGCGGACACGGCGUUCAUUUUGAGUUUCUCGAUCAUUAUGCUCCAGACGGAUCUGCACAAUCCGUCCGUCGUGGAAGAGAAGAAGAUGAAGAAGCACCAAUUCAUCGGCAACAACCGCGGCAUCAACAACGGCGAAGACCUUCCGCCCGAGUUUCUCAGUGGCAUCUACGACCGCAUCAAGGAAACGCCGAUUUCGCUCAAGGAGGACCUCGAUCUGCAAAAGAAGUUUACGCCUCAAAACGGCAACGUCCAGUCGACCGACAAGCAGCGCCGCGAAGCGUACGGGAAGGAACGCGAGGCCAUGGUCAAGCAGUCGGAAGCCAUUUUCAACGGCAGCAACAAGAUGCAACCCGCGGGCUUUCAGCUCAUUACGGAGCAAACCGAAGUGUCGUACGUCCGCCCGAUGUUUGAGAUUGUGUGGGCGCCGCUCUUGGCGUGCUGCAGCGUCAUUUUCGAGACGUGCGACCAAGCGAGCGCGGUUGCCUUGUGCCUCGACAGCUUCAAGCACGCGAUCCACCUCAGCUCUCGGCUCAACAUGCCGUCGGAGCGUGACGCGUUCGUGUCGAUUCUGUCCAAGUUUACGGGUCUCUCGACGUCCAACUCGCGCGAAAUCAAAGCCAAGCACGUCGAGGCGAUCAAGGCGGUGGUCGCUGUCGCUGUCAAGGAAGGCAACCAUCUCGGGGAUGCCUGGCGUGAGAUUUUGCAAUGCCUCUCGCACCUCUCGCGGCUCCAAGCGGUGGCCGAAGGCGCGGGCACCGACCCGCAUUUCUUCAAGCAGACGACGACACCAACGCCCAGCCUCGCGACCCCUGGACUCGGCGGCUCGUUCAAGCUCUUUGCACGGGGCAGUGUGGCCAACGGCGUGCUCGGGGUGGCAGGCGCGCCGUCGCCGUCGCCGUCGACGUUCGAAGACCUCCUUAUCUCGCACGCGGCGCUCGAGGAGGAGAACGCGGCGCGCGUCACGGCCGAGAUCGACCCGCUUCAAGUCGACCGCGUCUUUAGCUCGAGCGUGCACUUGAGCAACGCCGCGAUCCAAGAAUUUCUCUUGCAGCUCUGCGUCGUCUCGCUCACCGAGUGUGCCGGUGUCUCUGGCCGCGUCUUGAGCUCGCGCGAUAUGAACCAAAGCGCGGCGCCCCGUGUCUUUUCGCUCCAAAAGCUUGUCGAAGUCGCGGACAUGAACAUGCACGCUCGGUCCCGCGUCGUGUGGGCUGCCAUGUGGAAGGUGCUCUCGCGCCACUUUACAGCCAUUGGCUGCGACGACAAUCUGAGCAUCGCCAUGUACGCGAUCGACUCGCUCAAGCAGCUCAGCAUGAAGUUUCUCGAGAAGGACGAGCUCCGGGACUUUAACUUUCAGCGCCUCUUUUUAACGCCGUUCGAGAUCAUCAUGGCCAACGCCAUGUCGAUGGAGAUCCGCGAACUCGUGCUGAGCUGCGUGCAAAACAUGAUUCUGGGCCGUGUCCGCAACAUCAAGUCGGGCUGGAAGACGAUCUGGGGCGUCCUCCGCGUCGCGGCCGAGACGUACGACCACCUCGACGGCGACGACCGCAUUGUACAAAUGGGCUUUGCGAUCUCCAAGAUGAUUCUCGAGACACAUUUCGACCGCGUCGUCUCGGUCUUUGUGGACGCGAUCGAAUGUUUGCUGGCGUUUGCCGUCUGCGGCGUCGAAGAAGCGUCGGAUGUGGCGGCCAAUAGCAACUUGACCAAGAUGGCGAAGGAAGCCAUCCACGUGCUGGAAGUGUGCCUCACGCAGCUCGCGACCGGCCACGUCAUCGAACAAGUGCACACCGACUCGCCAGCCAAGCGCACGACGUUCCGAUCGCAGCUCGCGCUGCGCACGCACGUGCUCAAUAGCGCCAACGAGGACGCGAUCCGGUACCAAAAGGAAGAAUCGGCCGACGACCUCGUGAGCGACGCGCCCAUGUCGCCGCGCGUGACACCCGUCACGGCCAUCUACACGGACUCGCAGCUGCACACGCGUCUUUGGUGGCCCAUCUUGACGGCGCUUUCGACGCUCAGCUGCGACAAGCGCGUCACCGUGCGCGUGAUGGCACUCGAUACACUCUUUAGCUCUCUGCACCGACAUGGCCCGAAGCUCUCGCCGGGUCUCUGGAGCAUUGUCUUCAAGGGCGUUUUGAUUCCGCUCAUUGGCGACAUUCGCGUGCUCGAGUCGACGUGGCCGGAUGCAAAGGGCAGCGCGGCCACGAGCACGAGCAAGAUGGCGCUGCUCAAGGUCGCCCACCUCUUUGGCGUCUAUUACGACGCGAUCGGCUUUCUCCCCGAGCUGCUCUUUGCGCUUUCGGCGUGCAUGGUCGACGAAUCUGGCGUGCGCGGCCGCCUCGACGCGUCGACGCUCGAGACGCUUCUCGUCACGCACGGCAGCAAGUUUCCCGAAAACGUCUGGGGCCUCAUUGCCGACGAGCUUCGCCAUGUGAUGCAGCUCACGCAGCCCACGUGGUACGAUAUGACGACGCUACAUGAUGCAUGGUCCAAGAGGAUGAUGGUAUGUAGGGUGCUGGCGGAUGCGCCGGCCAUUGCGUCGCCCCGGGCGACCGCGCCCAUCUUGUUUUCGCCGCGGUCGCGCAAAGAGACGUACCCGCCAACGUUCAUUUCCAUGUAUCCGAGCGUCCUCGCUGCGCUGCACUUCAAGUUUCACUCGCUCCCGCGCACGGAGGAAGCGCGCCCGGCGACGGGGUAUCCGAGCAAGAACCACCUCCUCGUGCACCUCUCGCUGCAGGUCGCGAUCGGCCACGUGCUCUCGAGCAAGCUCCCGGCCGGCCUCGCGGUCUCGGACGGCCACUUUGACGCGCUCCUGCAGAGCCUGCGCGAGAGCUACGUCUUUGCGCGCAAGGUGAACGACCGCAUGGACGUGCGCACGACGCUGACGCGCGCGGGAUGGGUCUACCCGAUGGCCAAGCCCGAGGCGGACCUCAAGUCCAACUUGCUACCCCAAGAGCUGAACGGGAAGCGCGAGUACCUCAAGGUGCUGUUCAGCCUCCUCGCGCACACCAAUGACGAGGCCAAGAAAACGGACGCACGCCGUCAAAUGACAGAUUUGGUCAAGCGUGUGCUGUGCGAGUACCUGCAAUGGAGCCGGCACAACAGCAGCAGCGCCGAGCACGGCACCGAGACGACGGACGUGACGCUCGACGAGCAGUGGCGGUCCAUUAGCUACGUGCCGGCGGUCGUCGACAUUCUUGUCGCGCUCGAAGGGUGGCCGACGGACGAGUGGAAGCGCCACGUCCAGUGGCUGUACCCGCUGCUCAUCGACCUCAUCAAGACCAACGACAAGGACGUGCGCAACGCGCUGCACACGGUCCUCGCCCACAAGGUUGGCUCGUUGCUGGCGUAG